ACAUAUCACACAGCGAUUGUCAUUAUUUUGACAUUUCGUUCAAUACAGACGAACCAGCUGAGUGCAUGAAUACGUGUUUUUCUUAAUUGAAUUAAAUUAAAUCAAUUUUUAAAUAAACUUUUUGUAAACUGAAUAAAUAAAAUGACGGAAUACAAGUUUUCAGACAGAGCUUAUACUAAAAUGAUUUUUCAUGCUGCCAAAUACCCGCAUUUGGCAAUAAAUGGUGUUCUCUUAGCCGAAAAGGGAGCAAAGUCAAAUUCUGUGGUAAUUGUGGACGCCAUACCACUUUUUCAUCAAUGUUUAUAUGUAACACCAAUGGUCGAAAUUGCACUUAUGCAGGUUGAUGCGUACGCCGAGCGUGAAAAUCUGGUGAUUGCUGGGUACUAUGCAGCGUGUGAGAAUUUUUAUGAUAACACUUUGGAUAAAGUGCCAGCAGCAAAAAUUGCCGAUAAGAUACAGGAAAACUUUAAAGGGGCUUGUUUCGCAAUUAUUGACAAUAAGUUGGUUACGUUAGAGCAAGAGGAAGUGGCACUAAAAGUAUUCUCAUGCAACGAUGGUGGGCGUUGGUCAAAAAGCAAUUAUUCUUUACAAAAUUCAAAGUCCACUUUGGAAGCUGUUUCUGUUUUAUUAAAACGUGGAGCUAUGAAAGACGUUGUUGAUUUUGAUAAUCAUCUGGAUAAUCCAAAACACGAUUGGACAAACGAGCUACUGAAUAAGGACUUGAAGCAAAUUAUGGCCAUGUAUUAAGUGUUGCUGUGCGGUGUUAAGCUGAUGGUGACGUUAACUAAUAUACAAUUUUACAUAUUUUAAUGUAGCGCAUUUUAAAAGUUAUUGGUUUAAGUGAAAUAAUAGUAACUGAUU
This is a messenger RNA of Teleopsis dalmanni, 861 nucleotides long. It is a transcript of the gene EMC8-9, whose product is annotated as ER membrane protein complex subunit 8/9 homolog. The record is from RefSeq and is a predicted model, not a curated record. Lineage: Eukaryota; Metazoa; Arthropoda; Insecta; Diptera; Diopsidae. Gene Ontology annotation, cellular component: EMC complex. The transcript has 2 exons. Bases 142 to 747 code for a protein of 201 amino acids.